Lolium rigidum is the source of this 1833-nucleotide messenger RNA. RefSeq names its product BTB/POZ domain and ankyrin repeat-containing protein NH5.2-like. The record is from RefSeq and is a predicted model, not a curated record. Gene Ontology annotation, molecular function: protein binding. The transcript has 2 exons. Bases 125 to 1606 code for a protein of 493 amino acids. NCBI's taxonomy places the organism in Eukaryota, Viridiplantae, Streptophyta, Magnoliopsida, Poales, Poaceae. Gene Ontology annotation, biological process: plant organ development.
CACAGUCGUCCCGAGCUCCCUCCGGCUGCUGCUGCUUUCCCCUUCCCUCACACAUCCAAAUCCUUCCAAAUCCCGUGCAAAAGCCGGGAUCUUUUUCAAUUUAGCACUAGCGCUACAUGAGAUCAUGAGCUCCGAGGACUCGCUCAAGUCGCUGUCGCUCGACUACCUCAACCUGCUCAUCAACGGCCAGGCCUUCAGCGACGUGGCCUUCAGCGUCGAGGGCCGCCUCGUGCACGCGCACCGCUGCGUGCUCGCCGCCAGGAGCCUCUUCUUCAGGAAGCUCUUCUGCGGCCUUGACCCCAGCCACCAGCCGCCACCGCCGCCGCUCAACUGGCCCACCUCGGCAGGAGCGGGAGGCGGAGGCUCACGUGGCGGCGGUGGCGGCAGCGGAGGAGCCCCGGCCGCGCCGGAGCUCGUCAUCCCCGUCAGCUCCAUCCGCUACGAGGUUCUGGUGCUGGUGCUGCAGUUCCUCUACAGCGGCCAGGCAUCCGUGGCGGCGCCCAAGAGCGGGCCGCUCCCGGGCUGCGGCGCGAGAGGAUGCUGGCACACCCGCUGUGGCGCCGCCGUCGACCUCGCCCUCGACACCCUCGCCGCGGCGCGCUCCUUCGGCGUCGAGCAGCUCGCCCUGCUGGUCCAGAAGCAAUUGGAGAGCAUGGUGAAGGAGGCGUCCGUGGACGACGUGAUGAAGGUCCUCAUGGCGUCUCGCAAGUUCGAGAUGCAGGAGCUCUGGGCCACCUGCUCCCACCUCGUCGCGCGCUCAGGCCUCUCCGCCGACCUCCUCGCCAAGCACCUCCCCAUCGACGUCGUCGCCAAGAUCGAGGAGAUCCGCGCCAAGUCGCCGCUCAACUCCGGAGGGGGCGCCUCCGCGCCGCGCUCGCCCUUCCUCACCCACCACUACCUGCCCAUCAACAACGCCCCCUCCUCCGCCGCCGACCGCGACCACAAGAUCCGGCGCAUGCGGCGUGCCCUCGACGCGGCCGACAUCGAGCUCGUCAAGCUCAUGGUCAUGGGCGAGGGGCUCGACCUCGACGACGCGCUGGCCGUGCACUACGCCGUGCAGAACUGCAACCGCGACGUCGUCAAGGCGCUCCUCGAGCUGGGCGCCGCCGACGUCAACUCCCGCGCCGGCCCGACGGGGAAGACCCCGCUCCACCUGGCUGCGGAGAUGGUGUCGCCCGACAUGGUAUCUGUGCUCCUCGACCACCAUGCUGACCCCAAUGCCAGGACGCUCGACGGCGUCACCCCGCUGGACGUGCUCCGGGGACUCACCUCGGAGUUCCUCUUCAAGGGCGCCGUGCCGGGGCUCACCCACAUUGAGCCCAACAAGCUCAGGCUGUGCCUUGAGCUCGUGCAGUCAGCGGUCAUGGUAACAACGCGCGACGACGGCGGGGGUGGCGAUGGCGGCGGUGCUGGUGGAAGCGACGGCGGGAAUUUCGCUCGUGCUGACGCCGACGACAGCCUGGUGAGCCUCACCAUGAACUCCACGCUCAUGUACCAGGGCCAGGAGAUGGCAGCGCCGUCGGUGGCUGGCGAGGCUAGGAAUAAAGGAAACAACAACGGCCGCGCGAGCCCCUCCACCUUGUACUUCCCCAAUGGCUUCCCGUGAUUGUCAUCAACAGCUCCGGCCGUGUCAGUCUAGCUCGUCCUUCCUGUCACAGAUAUCUCCAUCGUCUUCCUCAAGCUCAAUCGAUGUGUGCUGUCGAAUUAAAUUUGUGGUUUGAGAUCGAUCGACGCAUAUGAUGAUGUAGCACUGUAUCUCUAGGAAUUGAAAGGAUCGACAUAUGAUCGAGUAUGCAUGCAUGGCCAAGAAUUUCAUGGUAUUUGAUGUGGAUU